AUGGGCGGAGGUGGAAAGAUCCCGUAUCCCAAGGAAGUCUGGUCCCCCGCUGGUGGGUGGUAUGCCCAGCCGGCCAACUGGAGGGUCAACACCGCCAUCAUGGGCGCUUUUGUCAUUGGUAUUGCCGCCGUGACCUGGAGCGUCAGUGCCGACCGCGAGCGCCGCGACCGCAUGCCCGAGCCCGGCAGAUUCUUCCCCAGCCGAUACUGGAGCAAGCAGAUCCUUGAGCACGAGAGACAACAGAAGAACGACUCAUAG
Messenger RNA from Penicillium lagena, 258 nucleotides. RefSeq lists its product as uncharacterized. The record is from RefSeq and is a predicted model, not a curated record. The transcript is spliced from 3 exons. Lineage: Eukaryota; Fungi; Ascomycota; Eurotiomycetes; Eurotiales; Aspergillaceae. The coding region runs from base 1 to 258 and encodes 85 amino acids.